AUGAUGUGGCUUCCAUCAACAUCGACUCACAGCUCGUCCGACGGUAUGAGUCCGGUCUCGUGGAAGUCAGCGAGCUGCAGAACGGGUGCGUCUGCUGCUCCUCUGCCGACGACCUCUUCGCAGCGGUCCAGGCCAUUGUCAUGCGGUCGAAGGACCAUCCCUUUGAGCAUGUGCGGUGGAGUUGAGCGGUGUCCGGCGAGCCGGAGUCCGUGCGCCGGAACUGGCGUUGCACUGGACUGCCAGCUCCCAGUCGCCUUGCGCUCCGAGGUGGCGCGCGUGGUGACCGUGGUUGACGCGAGCACGUUUUCUCGCGAUUGGCUCGACUCUCGCCAGGCGCUGGAGCGAAAUCGACUGGAGGAAGUGCGCUCGCACGCGCCAUCGAA
Molecule: messenger RNA, 383 nt
Organism: Symbiodinium natans
Lineage: Eukaryota; Dinophyceae; Suessiales; Symbiodiniaceae
Source: the annotation of a GenBank genome assembly